Messenger RNA from Drepanopeziza brunnea f. sp. 'multigermtubi' MB_m1, 2718 nucleotides. RefSeq lists its product as uncharacterized. The record is from RefSeq and is a predicted model, not a curated record. NCBI's taxonomy places the organism in Eukaryota, Fungi, Ascomycota, Leotiomycetes, Helotiales, Drepanopezizaceae.
AUGUCAGGCCGGAGCGCGUAUGUGCGCAAGGAGAAGACGAGGACGAAGGAGGCGAGCACCCCGGCCAGCGAAGGCGAGAAGCAGCUCCCAGAUAAGCUUCUGGGUGUGGGCGACUCUCAGUCCUCCCUGCCCAGUGGCCGACAGCUGCCCCAACAUAUGCCCGAGGUGCCGUUUCGCAGCCAGAACAAUGAGAUCUCGACGACCCAGACGAACGGCUCGAAUGGGUCCGACGACCUUGCAUAUGCGCGGGUCCGCAAGCCGCACAUCCCCAUUAUUGACAUCUCGGGCAUUGAGAAGUCCUCGUUUAGGACUGCGAUGGAUAGGAAGAGCGAGGAAGCCAGGAAGGGGUUGAGUAGCUUGUUCCGUAAGAAAAACAAGAAGGGCGACGACACUGUCAACAGAGGAAGCGAGCCUGACUACCGACCAUUUACCGCUGGGGCCACGGCGCGUGCCGAUUCGGACGAGCUAGACUCAGCUGCCUCAGCUGCCUCCUCCGUAAUGCCCAGGAAGGCCCGGUCUCAACACCUUUAUGAUGCCGGAUCCACGCCCUCUUUUACAGGAGAACCUCCACCCGUUCCUCCUCGGGGCCCGCAAUUGAGCCGAUGGAUGGGGCAUGGGAGACCAGUAAAGCCUUGGAACAAGCUCCGAAAGGACCCAGAGCUCUGGGACCCCAAUGGCGAUACGCUGAUUUUCUUCGGCCAUGAAGGACAGUCUCAGAAAGGCCCGCCCUCGUUCCGGCUCUCGUCCUCUGUCCUCGAACAGACCGAGUCGAGAUUCCUCGUCAGUCUACUACGCGAAGGAUCUAUCGACGACGGGAACAACUUCGGUAUGCCACCCUCCCCAAACAGCUCGCCUGGCAUGAGACAAUCUCUGGUGAUCCAGGAAGAAAGACCGCGGCACCCGACACCUCCCAUGUCGGAAGGCAGCAUUUGUGGCCCCGGAGGAGUACCUGACGGCCAGAUCUCCUAUGAAAUCUUCUUCCCGAUUCCAAGAGACGCGACCAUAAUCGAAAUCCUGCGCCACCAAGUCACGACCCGAAACGUCUUCGCGCUUCUGUAUCAAGCUUCGCUGGCUGGUUUGAACCUGUACCAGGCCUUGAAUGAUCUCCACCAACGGCUGGAGCUGUACAUGCCCGACGAGAUGGAUGCAGCGGGCAUGUUGAUCGAUUAUGUUGUGAGCAAAGGACUCGACGACGUACGCAAUGAUCCCGCGACCGCAGCUGCACUGCUGGCCUGGAGCGAACGUAGCCAUGUACGCUGGGAAGAGGGGUGGAGAGAGGCGUACGUCCACAGUUGUGGCAUGUAUUACCGACUGGAAAACUCCCCAGACUUCCACAACAUCUCUCCCAUCACCCGGGCACUACUCGAGAGAGCCAGCUUAGAUGUCCACGAACGAGUACAGAGUUGCGAGGCCAGAUUCGCCGACUUUGAUUUUGGAGACAUGUGGCCCGUGAUGAGUUCACAUCCUCCGCCAGCUCGGGCUGCUUUCGUACGUCUCCGCAAGUUCUUCCACCAGCAUUACACGGCCGCCUAUACGCAGUGGCCACCUGCGCAGCGCGAGGGGUUCGAACAAUGGCUCACCCGGGAUCUAGUUCAGGAGCUACAGAAAGACUUUGGCGCUCUGUACGACUAUCUGGUGAAUCGCGAAGUCGUCUGGGACUGUGUCGAAGAACGCAGCGGCCGAAAAUGGAACAUCGUCCACCCAGCCAACCGAGGAUUUGAUGCCGACUCGCCCGAUCUCCCCUUCACGGACAUCCUCGUCGCCUUCGACAACCGGAACAAAUUCCCACACAUCCCCCAUCCUUACCCGUUGGUUCCAGAAUCCAUCCCGAUCCGCUCGGACGUCAAGGAGAAUUUCUACAGAGCUAGCAAGAAAUCCAACAAACCUGCCGAAGAUAAAAUGGCCGAGCGCAAAGCCGCUCUCGCCUACACGGAAUCAACAAACAUCUACCUCCUCGGCUCAGACUUCGUCCACAACGACCUCGUCGAAGCUUUUGUGCGCUUCGAAAAGAACGACUGCGCAGGGGUCAUUGAUCCGUACGCCGCCCGUCGCGGGCGCUGGAUUCUCAUUUACGGCAUCCUGCAGACGCUGGCCUCCAUUUCGGUGGACACCCCUAACCUCCGAUAUACUUCCGAUGUCUCGUACCACCUGAACCCGCGGCUGCGCGGCACACCGCCGUGGAAAGGGGCGAAUCAGAAUAUGGUGGAGGCAAGCCAUGUCGGCAGCCAUUGCUGGACUGUGCGUGACAGCUGGCAGCCGGAAGUCGCGGCUGCGGGGGUCAAGCGAGUGACGCUGGGUACGACGAGUAAGCGCUCGAGUGCGCUCUCGAUUACAUCUAGUGACGCGGGAUCGUUGAUGCGCACUGCUUCCGGCUCCGUCUCACGUCGAUCCUCCGUCGGCCGCAGAAGCAAUGGGCGGAGAGAAAACAACGAUACAAGCUACUCUGGCUAUGCUCCAGACGAGUGGCCGAUACUAGAGGAGAGUAGUAGGGAGCGUGACCGCAGUAGAAUUCGACCCAAUAUGGAGUAUGCACACCGUUCCGCCGUGGGGAGGAAGAGACAUUCGAUUUUCCCAAAUCCGCCGAGCUACACGAGUGAAGAUAGGGUGGAGUAUACGAUGCGGACGAGGGAGCAGAAGGAGCCAUUUCCACUGCCACAGACGGAUCCGAACUAUCUCAUCAGGGAUUUUGAUGAUGACAGUCUUGGGGGCGAAUUGUGA